AUGCCCAUACAUGUGCAGACAUCACCAUUCACACACAAUGAUGCACAUACACCCGUAAAAGCACACGCGAGGCCGUGCACACACAUCCCCGUGUCGUGCCGCGUGCAGGAGUUCGACCCAGCCGAGUUCUACCAGCUGCUGGCGGCGGCCGCGGGCCGAGCGCGCGCGGGGCUGCUCAAGAGCGACAUCCCCCGCUACAUCAUCGCGCAGCUGGGGCUGGCGCGCGACCCCUUCCCCGUCGUGGUGCGGCUCGAGGAGCCCGACAGCGGCGGAUCCAACACGCCCGACACCGAGGAGGGGGCUGAGGGCCGCGGCGCUGUCCCCAGGGCCAAGAAGCCGCCAGGCGAAAGUGACUUCGAGACCAUCAAACUCAUCAGCAACGGGGCCUACGGGGCCGUGUACCUGGUGCGGCACCGCGAGACGCGCCAGCGCUUCGCCAUGAAGAAGAUCAACAAGCAGAACCUGCUGCUGCGCAACCAGGUGCAGCAGGCGUUCGUGGAGCGCGACAUCCUCACGUUCGCCGAGAACCCCUUCGUCGUCAGCAUGUUCUGCUCCUUCGAGACCCGCCGCUACCUCUGCAUGGUCAUGGAGUACGUCGAAGGCGGCGACUGCGCGACGCUGCUCAAGCACAUCGGGGCGCUGCCCGUGGAGCUGGCCCGGCUCUACUUCGCCGAGACCGUCCUGGCCCUCGAGUACCUGCACAACUACGGCAUCGUGCACCGCGACCUCAAGCCCGACAACCUCCUCAUCACCUCGCUGGGUCAUGUGAAGCUCACGGACUUCGGCCUCUCCAAGAUGGGGCUCAUGAGCCUCACGACCAACCUGUACGAGGGCCACAUGGAGAAGGGGGCUAAGGAUGGGCCCGGCCCCCAGGUGUGCGGCACCCCCGAGUACAUCGCGCCCGAGGUGAUCCUGCGCCAGGGCUACGGGAAGCCCGUGGACUGGUGGGCCAUGGGCAUCGUCCUCUACGAGUUCCUCGUGGGCUGCGUGCCCUUCUUCGGCGACACCCCUGAGGAGCUCUUCGGGCAGGUCAUCUCCGAUGAGAUCCUGUGGCCGGAGGGGGACGAGGCGCUGCCCCCCGAUGCCCAGCACCUCAUCUCCUGCCUGCUGCAGCCCGACCCCCUGCUGCGCCUGGGCGCCGGGGGGGCGCAGGAGGUCAAGCUCCACAGCUUCUUCGCAGCGCUCGACUGGUCGGGGCUGCUGCGCCAGAAGGCCGAGUUCAUCCCGCACCUCGAGUCCGAGGAGGAUACGAGCUACUUUGACAGCAAGUGCCCCCCCCCGGACCGCCGGGACCCCCCCGGACUGGUGGUUCCUGGUCCCGGGGUCCCAUGGCGGGAGCGGUGGUGGGUGCCGGGUGCCUUGGCAGUUCCUGGCUGGGGGGAGGGGUCGCCGCGGUCGCUGUCAUCGGGGCCGUCGUCACGGGACUCGUCCCCGAGCCGGGAGCUGGCGCCGGCCGUGGGCGCCCCCCGCGCGCCUGUCGCCAUCGAGCGCGCGGGCAGGAAGUGCGGGUUCACCCUGCGCGCCAUCCGGGUGUACCUGGGGGACAGCCACCUGUACAGCGUGCAGCACCUCGUCUGGCAUGUGGAGGAGGGCGGCCCAGCGCAUGAGGCCGGGCUCUGUGCGGGCGACCUCAUCACCCACGUGAACGGGGAGCCCGUGCACGGGCUGGUGCACACGGAGGUCGUGGAGCUCAUCCUCAAGAGCGGGACGCGGGUGCUGGUGACGACGACGCCCUUUGAGAACACGUCAAUCCGCGUGGGCCCCGCGCGCCGCGGGCCCGGCCCCGCCAAGAUGGCGCGAAGGAACCGCCGCGCCGGAGCCAAGGAGGGGCAGGAGCGGUGCGGGGGCGGAGCCAUGGGAGCGGGGCGGGACUUCGGGGGAGGAGCCACGGGAAGGGGCCGCUCGCUCUCGUCCAGCGACAGCCUGCCCGGCUCGCCCACGCACGCGCGGGCCGUGCGUUCGCCCACGCAGCCGCCCCGUGCCACCGACGCCG
This is a messenger RNA of Tinamus guttatus (white-throated tinamou), 1993 nucleotides long. The record is from RefSeq and is a predicted model, not a curated record. Lineage: Eukaryota; Metazoa; Chordata; Aves; Tinamiformes; Tinamidae.